UAGAUAUUCGUAUUUUCAAUAUUCUAUGUAUUAUAUAAAAUUAAGUUAUAUUUGAAUUAGAAGAAUAAAUAAUAUUAAAAAUUUAAUAUAAAAAUUUAAUUGCAUGAAUUUUGUGUGUUAAGUGUCAUUAAAUAUAAAUAGUUUUAGAAUAAUUAGUUAAAAUGGCAACAAUUGUGCCUGACAUAAAUGAAAUAAAAUCAAAAGCUUUGGAAGCUUUUGCAAAUGAAUUUGGAGAUAAUGCGAAUAUUUGUGUAUGUGCACCCGGUCGUGUGAAUUUAAUCGGAGAACAUACAGAUUAUAAUGAAGGUUUUGUUUUACCCAUGGCAUUGCCCAUGGUUACACUUGUAGUGGGAAAACUUAGCAAUGGAAAAAAAUGUAAAAUUGUUUCUCUUAAUGAUAUAGUUAAUUCUGAAAAUCAUACUGAAUUUGAAGUUAAUUCUCGUAAAAAUAUAAAACCUGGAGAACCAAAAUGGGCUAAUUAUGUAAAAGGAUGUGUAGCAAAUUUUAUUUGUGAUGUGCCACCUUUUAAUGCUAUUAUUUUGUCUACUGUACCAAUUGGUGCUGGUUUAAGUAGUUCAGCUGCUUUGGAAGUUGCUAUUUAUACAUUUUUGGAAGCAUUAACUGGUAUAAAAUCAGAAAAGCCAGAAGAUAAAGCAUUAGCUUGUCAACAAGCUGAACAUGAUUUUGCUGGAGUUCCAUGCGGCAUCAUGGAUCAAUUUAUUUCUGUGAUGGCCAAAGAAGGUUAUGCUCUUCUUCUUGAUUGCAAAGAUCUUAGUACUAAACAAAUACCUAUAUCAAAAAUAAAUGAUUAUAUCUUUUUAAUUACUAAUUCUAAUGCACCUCAUAAAUUAAGUUCAAGUGCAUAUUGUGAACGUAGAGAUUGUUGUUAUGAAGUUGCAAAAAGAUUAAAUAAAAAAAGUUUACGUGAAGUAUCUAUGAAUGAUAUUCAAGUUUUAAAAUCACAAAAUGUACCUGAAGAAAUGAUAAAAAGAACUCGUCAUGUAGUCACAGAAAUUAAAAGAACAAUUGAUGCUGUAGAAGCUCUUGAAAAGGGAGAUAUCAAAAAAUUUGGACAGUUAAUGAAUGAAAGUCAUGAUUCUUUAAAAAAUGAUUAUGAAGUUUCUUCAGUUGAAUUGAACACUUUAGUAAAAGCAGCAAGAGAAAUAAAUGGAGUUUUAGGAAGCCGUCUAACUGGUGCUGGUUUUGGAGGAUGUACAGUAACAUUAUUAAGAAAAGAUAUAUUCUGGAAAUGCAACAUUUUAUAUAGCAGAACCUGCAAUGGGUGCAAGAAUUUUAGACAAAAAUUAAAGAAUAUGAUAGUAAAAAAUUAUCAUCUAAUUGCAACAAUAUGUUUCAUGUUUACAAAUAAAAUGGAUAUAAUAAAAAAAAACUCAAACUUUAUUUUUACACUUAUAUUAAACUAACUCUCUUUAAUUUAAAAAAAAAGUGAUAUACUCUU
Messenger RNA from Apis laboriosa (Himalayan honeybee), 1459 nucleotides. Its product is annotated as galactokinase-like. Gene Ontology annotation, molecular function: galactokinase activity; ATP binding. The coding region runs from base 162 to 1424 and encodes 420 amino acids. Lineage: Eukaryota; Metazoa; Arthropoda; Insecta; Hymenoptera; Apidae. The transcript is spliced from 6 exons. Gene Ontology annotation, cellular component: cytoplasm; cytosol. The record is from RefSeq and is a predicted model, not a curated record. Gene Ontology annotation, biological process: carbohydrate phosphorylation; galactose metabolic process.